CAUUGGACCCAUACACGGACUACGAGAUUUCUUCACACAAUUCCGUGCUGAAUCCAAGAAGCUCUGGUACCUCGCUGGACCGGCAAUCUUCACAUCCUUAUGUCAGUACUCUCUAGGCGCCAUUACACUUGUAUUCGCCGGUCAAUCGGCCGGCACUCUCGACCUCGCCGCCGUCUCCGUCGAAAAUUCUGUCAUCGGUGGUUUCGCCUUCGGUAUCAUGUUAGGAAUGGGGAGUGCCUUGGAGACGCUAUGCGGGCAAGCAUUCGGUGGUGGGCAGUUGGACAUGUUGGGGAUCUAUAUGCAGAGAUCUUGGGUGAUCUUGAAUACAGCGGCCAUCCCCUUGAGCUUUCUGUACAUAUUCGCAGAGCCAUUCAUGAAGUUGAUAGGGCAAUCGGAUGAGAUCUCGAAGGCUGUUGGGGUGUUUGCGUUAUGGAUGAUUCCACAACUGUUCGCCUAUGCCAUGAACUUCCCCAUUGCCAAGUUCUUGCAGUCUCAGAGUAAGAUGAUGGUGAUGGCAUUGAUAUCGGGAGUGGCCUUAGUUCUCCACACCUUCUUCAGCUGGCUCUUGAUGCUGAAGCUUGGAUGGGGAUUGGUUGGGGCAGCCAUCGUGCUCAACGCUUCUUGUUGGUUUAUAGUGGUAGCUCAGAUGGUUUACGUCUUCAGUGGGACAUGUGGUCGAGCUUGGUCUGGUUUUUCAUGGAAAGCUUUCCAGAAUCUCUGGGGAUUCGUCAGGCUGUCGGUGGCAUCCGCUGUCAUGCUCUGUCUAGAGGUGUGGUACUAUAUGGCUUUGAUCCUCUUUGCUGGAUAUCUCAAGAACCCAGAAGUUUCUGUGGAUGCCCUAUCCAUAUGUAUGAACAUUUUGGGUUGGGCAGUCAUGCUGGCUGUUGGAUUCAAUGCGGCCAUAAGUGUGAGGGUUUCCAAUGAAUUGGGAGCAGGGCAUCCAAGAACAGCUAAGUUUUCAGUUGCAGUUGUGGUUAUUACUUCAUUCUUCCUAGGCCUUGUCCUCUCACUCAUUCUGAUCAUCACCAGAAAGCAGUUCCCAAUUGCAUUUUCAAGCAAUUCGGAUGUGAGAGAGCUUGUAUCUGAGCUAACCCCAUGGCUCGCCUCAUCCAUUGUCAUCACCAAUGUUCAACCUGUUCUCUCUGGGGUGGCGAUUGGAGCAGGGUGGCAAGCUCUUGUUGCUUAUGUGAACAUUGGGUGCUAUUAUAUAUUUGGGAUCCCAUUGGGCCUCAUAUUGGGCUAUAAGUUCAACCUGGGUGUCAUAGGAAUUUGGGGUGGAAUGCUCUCUGGAACCAUUCUACAAACAUGUGUGCUCUUCUGGUUGAUUUACAGAACCAAUUGGAACAAAGAGGCAUCAAUUGCUGAGGAUAGGAUAAGACAGUGGGGAGGACACAACGAUGAGAAAUCCAAUGACAUAGAGAAGUAAACUCAGAUAAAUAAAGGAGAA
Telopea speciosissima is the source of this 1447-nucleotide messenger RNA. RefSeq names its product protein DETOXIFICATION 29-like. The record is from RefSeq and is a predicted model, not a curated record. Gene Ontology annotation, molecular function: xenobiotic transmembrane transporter activity; antiporter activity. Lineage: Eukaryota; Viridiplantae; Streptophyta; Magnoliopsida; Proteales; Proteaceae. The transcript has 8 exons. Bases 218 to 1426 code for a protein of 402 amino acids. Gene Ontology annotation, cellular component: vacuolar membrane. Gene Ontology annotation, biological process: xenobiotic detoxification by transmembrane export across the plasma membrane.